Molecule: messenger RNA, 4891 nt
Organism: Lutra lutra (Eurasian river otter)
Lineage: Eukaryota; Metazoa; Chordata; Mammalia; Carnivora; Mustelidae
Gene: FCHO2
Product: FCH and mu domain containing endocytic adaptor 2
Exons: 25
Coding region: 142-2478 (778 amino acids)
Biological process (GO): synaptic vesicle endocytosis; clathrin-dependent endocytosis; clathrin coat assembly
Cellular component (GO): clathrin-coated vesicle; plasma membrane; cytoplasm
Source: RefSeq, a predicted model, not a curated record
CGGGAGGAAGGCAGCCGCGGCGGCGACGGCGGCGGCGGCGGCGGCGGCUGUGGGGAAAGGCGGGGGAGCCGUGGGGGCCGUGCCCGUGUUUACACAGCGGCGGGCGGGCGCGGACGCGGAACCUGGCGCGGCGACGGCAGGAUGGUCAUGGCGCAUUUCGUCGAAAAUUUUUGGGGGGAAAAAAAUAGUGGCUUUGAUGUCCUUUACCAUAACAUGAAACAUGGACAGAUAUCAACAAAAGAACUAGCAGAUUUUGUGAGAGAAAGAGCUACAAUAGAAGAAGCAUACUCCAGGUCAAUGACGAAACUAGCAAAAUCUGCAAGCAAUUAUUCACAACUUGGAACAUUUGCACCAGUGUGGGAUGUGUUCAAAACAUCUACAGAGAAAUUAGCAAACUGUCACUUGGAUCUUGUUAGGAAAUUACAAGAACUAAUAAAGGAAGUUCAGAAGUAUGGAGAAGAACAAGUAAAAUCUCAUAAAAAGACUAAAGAAGAAGUUGCAGGAACUUUGGAAGCUGUUCAAACCAUUCAAAGCAUAACUCAGGCCCUCCAGAAAUCCAAGGAAAAUUACAAUGCCAAGUGUGUAGAACAGGAACGUUUGAAAAAGGAAGGAGCUACACAAAGAGAAAUAGAAAAGGCAGCUGUUAAAUCUAAGAAAGCUACAGAUACCUAUAAACUUUAUGUGGAGAAGUAUGCAUUAGCAAAAGCUGAUUUUGAACAGAAAAUGACAGAAACAGCUCAGGUCCAUGAAGAAUUUAUAAAUAACAUGGCUAACACUACAGUUGAAAGCUUGAUUCAAAAGUUUGCUGAGUCAAAAGGCACUGGGAAGGAAAGACCUGGCCUUAUUGAAUUUGAAGAAUGUGACCCUGCUAGUGCAGUUGAAGGUAUAAAACCAAGGAAAAGAAAGACUUUUGGUUUACCAGGGAUAAUUAAAAAGGAAAAGGAUGCAGAGUCUGUGGAAUGCCCUGAUGCAGAUUCACUUAACAUUCCUGAUGUAGAUGAAGAAGGCUAUAGUAUAAAACCAGAAGCAAAUCAGAAUGAUACCAAAGAGAACCAUUUCUACUCAUCUAGUGAUUCUGAUUCUGAAGAUGAAGAACCAAAGAAGUAUCGGAUACAGAUCAAACCCAUGCAUCCAAAUAACUCGCAUCACACAAUGGCUUCCUUGGAUGAAUUAAAAGUGUCCAUAGGAAAUAUCACGCUCUCCCCAGCAAUAUCCAGACAUAGCCCAGUGCAGAUGAAUCGGAAUUCUUCUAGUGAAGAGUUAACAAAAUCAAAGCCAUGUGCUGCUUCCAAUGAGAAAGGGACCAGCGAUUUACUUGCUUGGGAUCCCCUGUUUGGACCAUCUCUUGAUUCAUCUUCUUCAGCUUCAUUAACUUCGUCGUCGUCAUCAGCCAGGCCCACAACUCCUCUUUCUGUAGGCACCAUUGUCCCACCUCCAAGGCCUGCUUCCAGACCAAAGCUUACUUCAGGCAAACUCAGUGGGAUUAAUGAAAUACCCAGGCCAUUCAGCCCACCUAUAACUUCCAAUACCAGCCCACCUCCUGCAGCUCCUUUAGCCCGGGCAGAAAGUUCUUCCUCUAUCUCAUCUUCAGCUUCAUUAAGUGCUGCCAACACUCCAACAGUAGGUGUGUCACGAGGUCCCAGCCCUGUCAGCCUUGGAAAUCAAGACACCUUACCUGUGGCAGUUGCCCUCACAGAAUCUGUUAAUGCCUAUUUUAAAGGAGCAGAUCCCACCAAGUGUAUUGUGAAGAUCACUGGUGACAUGACAAUAUCAUUCCCAAGUGGAAUUAUUAAAGUCUUCACUAGCAAUCCAUCUCCAGCUGUGCUGUGCUUCAGGGUGAAAAAUAUCAGCAGGCUAGAGCAAAUUCUUCCAAAUGCACAACUUGUGUUCAGUGAUCCAUCACAGUGUGAUUCUAACACAAAAGAUUUUUGGAUGAACAUGCAAGCUGUUACUGUCUACCUCAAGAAGCUAUCAGAGCAAAAUCCAGCUGCUUCUUACUAUAAUGUAGAUGUAUUAAAGUAUCAGGUAUCAUCAAAUGGUAUUCAGUCUACUCCUCUAAAUCUUGCAACCUACUGGAAAUGCAGUGCUGGCACCACAGAUCUUAGAGUGGAUUAUAAGUACAACCCAGAAGCUAUGGUGGCACCAAGUGUGCUUUCCAACAUACAGGUGGUGGUACCUGUGGAUGGAGGAGUCACAAACAUGCAGUCCCUUCCCCCUGCGAUAUGGAAUGCAGAACAGAUGAAAGCCUUUUGGAAACUGUCUGGUAUUUCAGAGAAAUCAGAAAAUGGAGGUUCUGGGUCCCUCAGAGCAAAAUUUGAUCUUUCAGAAGGACCUAGUAAACCCACUACACUUGCAGUGCAAUUCCUCUGCGAGGGAAAUACCCUCUCAGGAGUAGAUAUUGAACUUGUAGGCACUGGCUAUAGGCUUUCCUUAGUAAAGAAGCGGUUUGCCACUGGACGAUACCUGGCAGAUUGUUGAUGGACCUGGGACCCUGGUUGGCUCGAGAGAAGUACAGGCUUGCCAUCCUGUGUUGUCUAUUCUUUCCAACACUAUGAGCUUGAAUUAGGUCUUUGAACGUACACAUAUUUGAGAACUGAUUACAAACAUUAAGUUGCACUUUUGAAGUGGGUCAUCAAAAGCAAUAGCACUGAAAUGAUUUUCAACACUGUUAAUGAUCAACUGCCAUAUUCCAGAAGCACAUUUGUUGAGAUUCUCAGUAAAAUGAAGUUUUCCUAGGCUGAAAUUUUACAUUAUCUUCAGUGUCUAUGUUCAGUAGUAGUGUAUUAUCAGGCCUAAAAUUUCAGGAGAGCAAGCACAAAAUAAUUCAGCUUUCCAUAAAUUUUUAGAGUCAGAGAUAGCUUUGAAAUUUCCUGAGUUUGAUAUUGAAUGGAGUCACACAGAACGUGACUUGUAAGUUUUGGAUAAUGUUAAUUUAGAAUGCUCAAAUUGAGUUAUGUGCCAUAAAGUAAUCAGACCAGAGUCCAAGGCGUAUGCAAAAAAUGUAUAAUUUGAUUCUCAUAUAAACAUUAAUAAAGUGUAAAUGGUGUUUUGUAUGAUUUUUUUAAUUCUCAAGUGCAAUGUUUUUAAAAUAAGCUUGCAAAAGACAGCAGAGAAAUUUACUUCUGCAGUUAGUUAACUUUAUAGAAUUUGUGAUUGUUUUUAAGAAUUAAUGCUGUAGAUUUAAUUUAUUUUUAUAUGGAUUACAUAAUGUGUGCCUUUUAAAACAAUAACAAAAGCCAGAAAUGUGCCUAUCCAGUUUGUGUUCAUUAACGUGCCUCACUUUUUUUCCCCUGGCAGUCUGGAUCUUCUCUUCUGUCUUAGGGUGGUCAAGCAUUUUUACAACAUAAUUGCCAUUUGUGUAAAUACCUUUGGCCUUAGUUGGGAAGGAAAUUCAGAGUAACUAAAGGAUAAUUUGUACUUUAACACUGUGGCUCACUUUUUCAGUGAUAUACUAUAGCCACUCGAAAGAGAAAUAUCCCCAAGGGCAUAUGUUUGCAGGGGGAAAACGUUACCUUCAGUUAUUCCACCUGAGUAUGUAAAUCAUAAAGGAGAUAUUGAAAAACUGAUUAAUGAUUAAUUGGUAACUGCUGUUUUAUUUCUCAGCUUGGAACUUCCCUUCAUUCUUUUUAUCAUUGGAAAUUUAUAUAUGUUACUGAACGUGUUGUGAGCAUGAAUUUCUUAUUUUGUGAGGAACACAUUUAAGAAACUUUAGUUUUGACAUUGGAGAAGUACUGCCUUUUUUUCAUUUCAACAGUUGGGAAAAUUACCCAUUUGUAUGUUUUUAUUAUAUAACUGCCACCUGCUAGAAAUGUGGAGAUUAUUUGAAGUGAUGGAUUGGGUUAAGCAUUUCUUUAUUAAUUACUUAUUAAGUAGUAAAAAACCUAACUUUAUAGCAAAUCCUGAUUAAUUGAAGGACUUAAAAUAUUUUGGACAGUUUCAUGAUUUACAAAUGAAAGUUUUAUUUAUAAGGAUAAAUGCCAGUGUCCUGCAUUUUACGUAGAAGUGAUAAAUUGUGUUACAUAUGAUAAUUUAUAUAAAACCACUAAUUAUUCUGUUAAGCUUUACGGAACAUAAAACCCCUACUACUAGACACUUAUGUAAUGUCUUGCUCUACUAAAUACAGCAGAAAAUCUACUUACUAGCAAUACAUGUAACACAAUAUGUGCUUUUUACAUAUAUUCAGUGUUAGCCCAAUUCUAAAUUUAGAUUUGACUAAAGCAGCACAUUAAGACAAUUUGCUGAAAUGUUCAUCUUUACUACACAGUGAGUGAAAUGAGAAUUGCUAACUCUUAUAUUGUGUUCUUUUAAAUGCCAAUUACAGCCCCUUACUGAAAUCUUAAAUGUAACUGCUUUGUAAUCGGGCUCUUCUAAUGGGCAGUUAAUACGUUAUUAUUGGACUUCAGACACCAUUACACUCACCAUGUUUGUUUUUAAAUCAAGUAUUACCUGACAAUUACAAAUUAGUGAAAUGGUUAAACUUCUGCACUUUCUUAAUUACCACAGUCUUCAUACCAAGUGUUGAUACCUACAUUUGUAUUAGGCACAGGUUACAAUUUUGAAGCCAUAUGAGUUUAUAUUGAUUUUUGUUUUUCAUUUAAAUCCACUAAUGGUGUAAAAAAGACCAGUAGAUUUUCAAUGGGAAAUGUAUUUAGCAAGCUGGUUCUUGCUUAUGUAUAGUGAUAAACUUUGUAGCUGCCUCUUUAACCAAGAAUUUGUAAACACAGAACUCUAACAAAUGUGAGUUUUUAAGAAAUGUUAUUUACUACUUUGAGUUGUAAUUAGAACAAUGCAAAUCUAUCUUACACAAUUUUGUAAAUAUUUUUGAUUUUUUCAUAAAAUGUAAAUUUUACAUAAAAGUGGUACCCUUAAUAAACAUGUAAUAUAUAAUUUA